Bombina bombina (fire-bellied toad) is the source of this 1003-nucleotide messenger RNA. RefSeq names its product C1q and TNF related 8 (gene C1QTNF8). Lineage: Eukaryota; Metazoa; Chordata; Amphibia; Anura; Bombinatoridae. The transcript is spliced from 3 exons. The record is from RefSeq and is a predicted model, not a curated record. The coding region runs from base 94 to 849 and encodes 251 amino acids. Gene Ontology annotation, molecular function: protein binding.
GUUUAAUUUACCAGAAAGGCACCAGGACCAAAGACUGAAAACAGCAGCGCUAAAAAGGCAAUUGCAAACGAGUGAAAGAUAGGACACCUUGUGAUGAAACUGUCAGGUCUAAUAAUUAUUUUCUUGGUCUCUGCUGAUGCCGUUGCACCAAGGACCUUUAUAUGGCAGGAGAUUAGAAAUUCACCCUGUGUCCGAUGUUGUGACCCCACAGAGAAACCAGUCUCACCAAACAAUGGGAAAGAAUUUAUCUACUAUUCAAUGCCACGAAUCCAACCACGCAUAGACCUGACUAUUCUUAAAGGUAACAAAGGUGAAAUGGGUGAAAACGGACCUCCAGGAAUGCCAGGAAGAAAUGGGGCAACAGGAUUGCAAGGAUACCCCGGGAUAAAAGGCCAAAAGGGGCAAACAGGUCCACCAGGGAAUUCCUACAAGCUUCACUACGCAGCAUUUUCUGUUGCCCGUCGAAAAUCAUUUCACAGCUCUGAUUAUUUCAAUAUUGUUAUUUUUGACACUGAAUUUGUAAACUUAUAUAAGCACUUUAACAUGUUCUCCGGAGCUUUUAUCUGCUAUGUUCCUGGGGUGUAUUUCUUCAACCUGAAUGUGCACACCUGGAACCUGAAAGAGACCUACUUACAUAUCAUGAAAAAUGAUCAGGAAAUGGCUAUCCUGUACGCCCAGCCCAGUGACCGCAGCAUAAUGCAGAGUCAAAGCCUCAUGCUGGAACUAACAGAGAAGGAUGAAGUAUGGGUUAGAAUGUUUAAGCGAGAACGAGAAAAUGCUAUCUACAAUGAUGAAUCUGAUGUAUACAUAAUCUUCAAUGGUUACUUGGUGAAGCCAGCCAUGGAAUAAAAAUGUACAAUUCUCUCUGACUAAAGGAUACCUGUGACAGUAAAGAAAUUCUGCAUGUUUACUGCUAAACUGUUGGCAUUUAAAUCAACAAAACAAAAUAAUCUAAAAAACAUGCAUAUGAGUGAGCAAUAAUAAAAGGGAUAGUGUAUUGUAA